AUGACUGACCCGUACCAGUUCUACCAUCAAAGGAUUGAAGCAAAAUAUUUUGUGUUAUUAAUCUACCUUCUGAGGCCUUGGAUCAUCCAGGCAUUAGAAAGUUCCACAGUACUAGCUUUCGCGAGGCCUACCCGUCUCCGCAACACUGUUCCCGAAACAAGUGUUGCAUCGCAAUCCUCGGGCGCCACGGCCUCUGCUGUUCCGGACAACUUUGGUUGCAAGCAGUUUGAAUGUCUGCUGCAAAGUUCGGGUAUCAAUCCUACAAGCUCUUUGAGCAGACCUAACUGGUCUCUGCAGCCUCAAUUUCACACCGACAGGCCUAUUAUUGUUGACGACGCCAUCGAGUCCCCGGAGACUGUGACUCUUAGGUACGAGGAGGAGGCGGCGGCGAGAGCCAACGGCGGAGUUCUUCGUGAGGAGUCCCCACCUGGCCUCCUGACAACGGCUUCGUAUUCAAAGUCACAACCGCCCCAGAUGCACGGAUACGACCAAGUCAGACCAUUUCCAGAUUCGCAAUAUCAAUACUCGGCGCCGUCCUUCCCAGCGGCACACCAGUCCGAAAAUGCUGCCGCACAACUCAAUCAGUUGGCCUUCACGGCGAAUGGUUCUGCUAGCCAGUACAUGGCACCUGUCUUGCCGACCCUGAUCUCUUACCAGCCAGAAUCUGGAGUCUGCGCGACCAAGGUCAUGAUCAGAAUAUCGGCUCCUUAUGACUUGAUUGCAGUGACCAGCCAUUUCUAUCUCGCCUUCGGCGAACAGAGGUGCGCAGCACACGCCGUGCGGGACUCUCAUGACGCCAGCGGUUUCGGAUAUGUGGUGAGCGGUGAUGCGCCAUCUUUCGAAGACACGAGGAGCGCCAGCGUCAACGUGCCUUUAUCACUUCUUAUUGAAAUUCCAGACGCGCAGCCCCUUGCGUCCAUUGAUAUAGGCACGUUCACAUAUCACGACGCCCAAGUAGGACCAGCUGAUGCGGCAGCUGAGGAAGUCACAAGACCAACCGCAUCCCAGUCACCCGAGCACAUAGAUGCGCAAAAGUCUGAACAGGACCAGAUCACAGAUGCUGCUACAAAUACUUAUGGAUACCCACCGGGGUCACAGCAAGCUGCUGCCGCGACUGCUUACGACCCGAGCUAUUCGAGCAAUAGCACCAACGGCAGCAUGAUCGGAGCAUACCAUAGAUCCUCGUACGCGGACGACUACACGCGUCAAAUCCCGCCUCCAAUCAGAACGCCUUCGCUAUGGGGAAGUUACGGAGCUUCACUCCACUCCAUGAGGAGUCCGACAAUGAGCCACCAAAGUCACACAACUAUUACUCGACCUAGUUUGUCCUCACUGCCGGCGCCGACCUCGGCCAACCCACAGCUGGUCCGCACGAGCACGCUGCAGUCUGGGGCGCCUAGCUCGUCUUUCAAUCCUUACGCGAUAUACAGUCAAAAGGCGGCGCUCAAGAUCGCCGGCGAAUUAGAGUCUAUGGCCACUGGGUGGACAAAGGAGGAGUGGGAUAACCGCAGGAGGAUCGUGCUAUUCAGGAAGCAUCAACAGGGGUCGACCUUGACCGCCACCUUCAAGCCAGUGGGUGUGAACGAACGCCCGGCAAACAGCAUCUGCAUUAGCUGCAUAUACUGGGCCGAGAAGAGCGAGUGCUUUGUUACCAGCGUUGACACCAUCUACCUGCUCGAACAACUGGUCGCGGCGCCUGCCAGGUUCACGGUGGAGGAGAAGAACCGCAUCCGACGCAACUUGGAAGGGUUCCGCCCCCUGACGGUGAGCAAGGCCAAGGCAGACAGCGAGGAGUUCUUCAAGAUCAUCAUGGCAUUCCCGAAUCCCAAACCUCGCAACAUCGAAAAGGAUGUCAAGGUGUUCCCCUGGAAGAUCUUGGCACCGGCGCUCAAGAAGAUCAUCUCUAAAUAUUCUGCAUCGCCUUCCUCGACCGUUGCCCCGACCCCGAGCCACGCCAUGCUCACCCGUGUGAGCAGCACAAGCCCGGCGCUAUACCCACACCCAGCCCACACAACCACGGUCCCCGAGAGUACAUAUGGACAUCAUGACCCUCAUAUUGCAUCACCGCGAUCCCUGUCAGGCGCGUCUUCGUCAUGGGGCUCGUAUUCUACACGCCCAUUAUCGCCGAGCUUGAAGUCCCACUCGCCCACGAGCGCCGGCAUCAGGAUACCAAGCAUGCCCUCCUACGGGACGCCGGACGGUCGGCACGCCUCAGCAUCAAGCUAUGGUUUGACGCCACAGCCGCCCACACGGUGGGAUGCAGCAACUACCAACGGCUACAUUGACGCGGGGGCGGUAUCGACCUAUACGAGCCACCAGCACCAAGGCCAGGUACCAAGUCGAGUCCACUGCCCGGAUGAGCCGAGCAGCUUGCGAUGCGACUCGUCGUUCCAAUGGAGCCAUCUGGACAGGGGUGGCAAGCCAACCCUGCUGUCGAUCGUGAGCCGUGCAUCGUCCUCUGAUGCCUUCAUAACGGCACGGCGCGUUUAUGCAGACAUGGUAGAGGUCAUGCGCGGACUGAGACACCGCGACCCUUCGGGCAGCACCCGCGCUGAGGUUGCAUGUGGUGGUGCGGAGCUGGCAGUCACCAUGGGAGGACCACCACACGACCUUUCGCCAUGUGAGUUCGUGCUUCUCAUGAGGGUGUUCGGGUUGUGGUUCAACUCGGCCGCUGUGUGGGGUGUAGCUCGGGUCAGGUGUUGUGGCGUUGGUGGCGCAACCCAAUCACGACUCUGCGCGGCACUCCAUCUACUCGCAGCUACUAUCAUGACCUCUCACCCACCACACCACACCAUAUCUUGGCUUUCCCCGGUGGUCAUUUUUCCACGGUUCUCGACGGCGCCUUACGGGAAAUUGCUUUCCGCUCACUAUCUCGCCUGA
This is a messenger RNA of Neoarthrinium moseri, 2880 nucleotides long. RefSeq lists its product as uncharacterized. NCBI's taxonomy places the organism in Eukaryota, Fungi, Ascomycota, Sordariomycetes, Amphisphaeriales, Apiosporaceae. The record is from RefSeq and is a predicted model, not a curated record. The coding region runs from base 1 to 2880 and encodes 959 amino acids. The transcript has 6 exons. Gene Ontology annotation, cellular component: nucleus.